GUUGGGGGAAGGUCAGCUAUAUUUGACUCUCCUCGCCCUGAGAAUGAAGAGAGUACAGCUCUUCUAUCAGUGUCCUAAAAUAGAAGGCCCUUUCCAUCUGUUGGCCUGAAGUCAGCCACAUGGAACACAAAUCAACCAGAGGGCACAGGGCUACAGAGAAAGAAAGACAAGGAAAGAUAAAAUUCUUCAGACAGAGGCUUCAUUGUCCAGACAGCAUUAACCAUCAACUAGCUUAAUUUCUUUUUUUUCUGUCCUUUAUUUGGAUGGAUUGAUUUUUAAAAACAAUUUUAAGCCUGAUUCAUAGUCAUCUGGAAAAAAAUCAAUAAUGAAACUGAAUGUGGGAAUAUUUUUUGGAGGCUUCUUUGGGGCUCUGGGAAUUUUGCUCUUUUUGGUGGCCUUUGGAACAGAUUACUGGCUUCUUGCUACAGAAGGUGGAAAGUGUACAAGAGGUCCAGAUGACAUUGGGGAGGAAAAGAUGACUUUCCACCAUGAAGGUUUCUUCUGGAGGUGCUGGUUUAGUGGAGAUGUAGGGGAGAACACUACUAACAUUUGGAAAUUCUGGUACACCAACCAGCCACCUUCUAAAAAUUGCACACAUGCUUACCUCUCACCAUUUCCUCGUAUCCGAGAUGAAUACAACUCAACCUCCUAUGACUCUGCAAUCAUUUAUCGUGGUUUCUGGACUAUUCUCAUGCUCUUGGGAGUGGUCACUGUUCUGAUGGCUGGUUUCUUCAUCAUCUGUGCAGCCCCCUAUGCCAGCCACAUUCUGUACAAGACAGGAGGAGGCUUUUUCAUCACUGCUGGCAUCAUAUUUUCAUUGGUGGUCGUGAUGUAUGUCAUCUGGGUCCAGGCAAUGGCUGAUUUGGAAAACUACGAGAACAUGAAGAAAAAGGAUUGUCCAGAUUUUACUGUUCAUGUGCGCUAUGGCUGGUCUUUCAUACUGGCUCCUAUAGGAAUAUUUUUUGCUUUGUUUGCCGGAAUGCUCUUCUUAUUAGUAGGUCGUACUAUUUAUUUGCACUCCGACUAAUCAGCCAUCUGGUAAUGGGCAUGCUGGAAGCUGAGUGAAACUUUUUAACUGGAUCACAAUUUUUAUACGUUAUUCCUGCUACCAUAAUCUAAAGUUGUAGGUGUACUGGUAGAAUUGCUUCAGUUACUUGUUUAAUUGGUAUGUUCCUAUGAUAAAGGACACAAUACCCACUAAAAGAAAAAAAUCCAGUUUCUUUGAUUCUUCAGGAAUUACAUGACAUGUUUUUCUACAUAACAUUAUUUGCAGUAUUAGAUCUGCCUGCAAACAUGAGAGGGCAAAAAAGCAACAUAAAAUGGGUCAAAUCAAGAUUUUAUACGUUUGCCUUUUGGCAAUUAUUUUGCGUGGCUGUCAAAAAAGUCCUUGUGGAGAAUGGUAAAAGACAGAGAGGAAAACAAAUGCUUAGCCGAGUAAUUUAAUACACUGCCUGUCCCUUUCUCCACUACUCUCUUAAGCUUUAAUAUGAACAAACAUUUCUGCACUUAAAAAUAGAGUGCAGUUGUUCUUGCAGUGUUUCUCUGAUAUGGGUAGUACAGAUGACCCCAGUGAAUAAUGACUUGGUGCUAGUAUGUACAGGCAGUGGCUAAACUGCUAACAUUAUCUGUUUUACUUCUGUAAAUGUUUGAAAGUGUGCUCUUCUAUUCUUCUGUAUUUUGUUGCAUGAUUCUCUAAGCCAAAUCAAUGCCCUUGAACAUACUUAAAGUAUGCCAAAAUUAUAGCAUAAAAUAUAUGGUGCAUAUUUUUAAUCAAGUUUUUACUUAGACAUUUUAGAUGUGUUUAAUAAUUGGCUCCUCUAGUACCUGCAAUGUUAUCUAGAACUAAACUUAAAUAGAGAAAAAUUGUUGUAUAUUGACUUUUUUAUUAAAAAUGUUUAUAACAAU
This is a messenger RNA of Gavialis gangeticus (Gharial), 1905 nucleotides long. It is a transcript of the gene TMEM182, whose product is annotated as transmembrane protein 182. Bases 326 to 1027 code for a protein of 233 amino acids. The record is from RefSeq and is a predicted model, not a curated record. NCBI's taxonomy places the organism in Eukaryota, Metazoa, Chordata, Crocodylia, Gavialidae. Gene Ontology annotation, cellular component: membrane. The transcript is spliced from 5 exons.